This is a messenger RNA of Aaosphaeria arxii CBS 175.79, 781 nucleotides long. RefSeq lists its product as uncharacterized. The record is from RefSeq and is a predicted model, not a curated record. The transcript has a single exon. Bases 119 to 517 code for a protein of 132 amino acids. NCBI's taxonomy places the organism in Eukaryota, Fungi, Ascomycota, Dothideomycetes, Pleosporales.
UGAUGGUAUCCCUGGUCUAUCCCUGAUUGACCCUUGUCUUUUUCCUCUGGCCAUUUGCUGUGGUGCGACAUGACGCUUUCUACUUCAUCUGGCCCGGGUCACCAAACCCCCCAAGCGCAUGCACUGCCAGCCAACCAGAUGCCGUUGUCACGACCACCCAAGCUUAGCCGCAACUCUCUUCAUCUCUUCACGCCCCAGGCCAUUCUUUCUCCUCUUCACCUCACCCCGUGAGAGAGCCGCUCUUUACAACAUCCUAAUCAACUCACUCACUCACUUUCUCUCCCACUCCUCGCAGUCCUUCGUUACUUGCUUUCCUACCCCAGUCAUUCUUUUGUUCGAGGAGACGAGAUCGUGUUUGCUGUGUUUAUUUGUUGUUUUGAAGCUCUCGUCCUUGUUCCCGGCCCUCACCAACCGAAGUCACUCUUUCAAGCCCAGUCAUCUCAGGAAGACAAAAUACACCGAAUACAUUUGUUCCCGUAGUCUUAUAACCUUACCCACGAUCGCUCAACGCCCCUGACGCUGUUAAUCAUCUGGCCAUUUGGACGUCUUUCGACCGCUAUAAUACCACCUCACCUCCGACCGUCCAUAUCUCCUUCGCUUCGCGUCGAGUACAUUACCCGCAAUCUUCUUCAAACCAGACGGAUGAUAAAUCAAGUUUUCCCACAUCGAUAAUGGAACAUAUACAUUCUCAUGGGCAUCGACAUGUCCACUCACGACUCCAGGCCAUGCACGCAGAGGCAAGACAAGCGCCCAGCAGAGUUACAUUAAUGGAGAGAACGUC